Jaculus jaculus (lesser Egyptian jerboa) is the source of this 2472-nucleotide messenger RNA. It is a transcript of the gene Slc38a3, whose product is annotated as solute carrier family 38 member 3. Bases 184 to 1692 code for a protein of 502 amino acids. The transcript is spliced from 16 exons. NCBI's taxonomy places the organism in Eukaryota, Metazoa, Chordata, Mammalia, Rodentia, Dipodidae. Gene Ontology annotation, biological process: asparagine transport; histidine transport; amino acid transmembrane transport. The record is from RefSeq and is a predicted model, not a curated record. Gene Ontology annotation, molecular function: L-glutamine transmembrane transporter activity; L-histidine transmembrane transporter activity; L-asparagine transmembrane transporter activity.
GGCUCAUAGGACCAGUUCGGGAAACUGUGUCCCCAGGACUAAUGUAGGGUCACGGCCCGGGACUCAGCGUCUGGGUGUCUGGCGUGACUGGGCUUCGAACUUCCCAUUGCUCAGAUAACUUCACAGACGCCUGACUGCGUUGGUGUGAGAACAGUAGUCCCAGUGGCAGGCGGUUCCGGAGACAUGGAGGCGUCCCUGCAGACAGAGAUGGUAGAGCUGGUGCCCAACGGCAAACACCUGGAGGGGCUUCUUCCAGUGGGCAUGCCUAUGGCAGACAGCCAGAGGGUCGAGGACCCCCGACACUGCGUGGAGGGCAGGGGCUUCCUACAGAAAAGCUCCAGCAAGGAGCCACACUUUACCGACUUCGAGGGGAAAACAUCCUUCGGCAUGUCAGUGUUCAACCUCAGCAACGCCAUCAUGGGCAGUGGCAUCCUGGGACUGGCCUAUGCCAUGGCCAACACUGGCAUCAUCCUUUUCCUGUUCCUACUGACGGCUGUGGCCCUGCUCUCUAGCUACUCCAUCCACUUACUCCUCAAGUCCUCAGGGAUAGUGGGCAUCCGUGCCUAUGAGCAGUUGGGUUACCGUGCCUUUGGGACCCCAGGAAAGCUCGCCGCGGCCCUGGCCAUCACCCUGCAGAACAUUGGAGCCAUGUCCAGCUACCUGUACAUCAUCAAGUCUGAGCUGCCUCUUGUCAUACAGACCUUCCUGAAUCUGGAGGAGAAGACCUCGGACUGGUACAUGAAUGGCAACUACCUGGUGAUCCUGGUGUCUGUCACCGUCAUUCUGCCCCUGGCACUGAUGCGGCAGCUUGGCUACCUAGGCUACUCCAGUGGCUUCUCUCUUAGUUGUAUGGUGUUCUUCCUAAUUGCAGUCAUUUACAAGAAAUUCCAAGUGCCCUGCCCGCUGCCAACCAACUUGGUCAACGUCACGGGCAACUUUAGCCACGUGGAGAUGGAGGACAAGGCACAGCUGCAGGGAGAAACUGAGGCUGCAGCCCUCUGUAGCCCAAACUAUUUCACACUCAACUCGCAGACAGCGUACACCAUCCCCAUCAUGGCCUUCGCCUUCGUCUGCCACCCAGAGGUGCUGCCCAUCUAUACAGAGCUCAAGGACCCCUCCAAGAGGAAGAUGCAGCACAUCUCCAACCUGUCCAUCGCUGUCAUGUACGUGAUGUACUUCCUGGCUGCCCUCUUCGGCUACCUCACUUUCUACGACAGGGUAGAGUCGGAGUUGCUGCACACCUACAGCAGGGUGGACCCGUUUGACGUGCUCAUCUUGUGCGUGCGCGUGGCCGUGCUGACAGCCGUCACCCUCACGGUCCCAAUCGUUCUGUUCCCGGUGCGCCGCGCCAUCCAGCAGAUACUCUUCCAGAACCAGGAGUUCAAUUGGCUGCGGCACGUCAUCAUCGCCAUUGGACUGCUCACUGGCAUCAACCUACUGGUUAUUUUUGCCCCCAACAUUUUGGGCAUCUUUGGGAUCAUUGGUGCCACGUCCGCCCCAUGCCUCAUCUUCAUCUUCCCUGCCAUCUUCUACUUUCGAAUCGUGCCCACUGAGAAGGAGCCUGCAAGAUCCACUCCCAAAAUCCUGGCCCUUUGCUUCGCCGCGGCCGGCUUCUUGCUCAUGACCAUGAGUCUGAGCUUCAUCAUUAUGGACUGGGUCUCAGGGACGAGCCAUCACGGAGGAAACCACUAGAAUGAGCCCCCCACCCCCAUUCUGUUCUGUUCUGUUCAUCCUUGCACCCCUGCCCUGGCUCUCCAGCCCUUGUUCCCAUCCAGGGGCCCCAGUUGGGGUGGGGGUGUGUGGAGAAAGAUACCCGGUAAACACUAUGGCAUUUGGCUCCACCCAGAUCCUUUCCUUUGGAAGGUUUUUGUUAAAGAGCCAAGGCCCUUGGGCCACCACCACCUGCUGGGCUCCAGCGCUGCGGAGACUUCCUGAGCUGGGAACAGGGUGGGGCCCUUGCCUCAGAUCUCACCAUCCUCCUCACACAGCUGCACAUUCUGAAGCCAGGCAGUUUCCUCCUGAGGGUCACACAGCCUGUUGGGGCACUCAGAGCUGGAACCCAAGGGGACUCGUCUUCCCUCAACACACUUGAUCCGUGCCUCCCUCCCCGCCCCCGCCAGCCCCGGCCUUUUAAUCCCUUUCAGACACUUGGGUCCAAAUCCUUGAAUCCUCUCAUCUUCUUCCAUCUCUCCAUAAGAAGAGACCCUAGUCGACCCCAUAGCUGGGGCCAGCGGGUUCUGCUGAGGAUGGGGUUAGCGGACACCCCAAGGGACCCUUCGCCAUGGCCCUUUACCAGUCCUGGGGAGGCUGGGACUCCCCCACCCCAAGUCUGGGCCAUAGCUUACAUUCCACUACUGGAAGAAGAGAGACUGUGACCCAGAGUGCCCUACCCCUGGGAGCCAGAGACCCCAGGGGUCAUACUGGGACAGGGCUGGGAGCCUGGCAGCCCCCUUUUAUAAAUAAUAUACGCAA